Molecule: messenger RNA, 461 nt
Organism: Nyctereutes procyonoides (raccoon dog)
Lineage: Eukaryota; Metazoa; Chordata; Mammalia; Carnivora; Canidae
Product: metallothionein-1
Exons: 3
Coding region: 128-313 (61 amino acids)
Molecular function (GO): metal ion binding
Source: RefSeq, a predicted model, not a curated record
GCCCGGGCCGCCCGCACCGCCCAUAAAGGCCGCCGGCGGGGCCCCGCUGCACCCCGUCUCCAGCCCGGGCGCUGACUCUCCGUGUCGUCUGCCUGGGACCUCCGUCCUCGCCUCGCCUCGGCUCGAGAUGGACCGCGACUGCUCCUGCUCCACCGGUGGCUCCUGCACGUGCGCUGGCUCCUGCAAAUGCAAGGAGUGCAAAUGCACCUCCUGCAAGAAGAGCUGCUGCUCCUGCUGCCCUGUGGGCUGUGCCAAGUGUGCCCAGGGCUGCAUCUGCAAAGGCGCAUCGGACAAGUGCAGCUGCUGUGCCUGAUGUGUGAGAACAUCCGUUCCUGAUGUAAAUAGAGCAACAUGCAUAAACCUGCAGUUUUUUACUUUUUCAUUCUACCCUGAUCCAGUUGCUACAUUCCUGUUUCUAUGAAAUCUUUGAACGACAAUAAAUUCAUCUAGACUCUUCUGGC